This is a messenger RNA of Hippoglossus stenolepis (Pacific halibut), 1564 nucleotides long. RefSeq names its product glyoxylate reductase/hydroxypyruvate reductase a (gene grhpra). Gene Ontology annotation, cellular component: cytosol. Bases 110 to 1096 code for a protein of 328 amino acids. The transcript is spliced from 9 exons. Gene Ontology annotation, molecular function: NAD binding; hydroxypyruvate reductase [NAD(P)H] activity; glyoxylate reductase (NADPH) activity. The record is from RefSeq and is a predicted model, not a curated record. NCBI's taxonomy places the organism in Eukaryota, Metazoa, Chordata, Actinopteri, Pleuronectiformes, Pleuronectidae.
ACCUGGUGCUAGGAAGAAGAAGAAGAAGAGCUAUCAGUGAACCUGGACGAACUGUGAACUUUCCUGUCAGACUCUGCUCUUCGGUCCGGACACGAUUUAUCGAAGUGUGAUGAAGGCAGCUGGAAAACUCAUGAAGGUGUUCGUGACGAGGAGGAUCCCUCAGGAGGGGAUGAAGCUCCUGUCUGCGGCCGGAGAGUGUGAAGUGUCUCAGUGGGACUCGAGUGAACCAGUCCCAAGAGCCGAGCUUCUCAAAGGCGUUGAAAGGGCUGACGGUCUCCUGUGUAUGCUGACAGACAAGAUCGAUGCUGAGGUCCUGGAUGCUGCAGGACCAAACCUCAAAGUGAUCAGCACCAUGUCUGUAGGGUUCGACCACUUGGCUGUCGAUGAAAUCAAAAAACGCGGUAUACGUGUUGGAUACACUCCGGAUGUGCUGACCGAUGCCACAGCUGAACUGACUGUGGCUCUGCUGCUGUCCACUGCUCGCAGAUUACCAGAGGGAGUGGAGGAGGUCAAGAAUGGUGGCUGGAGCUCGUGGGACCCGAUCUGGCUGUGUGGAUAUGGUCUCUCUGGCAGCACAGUAGGAAUCAUUGGACUCGGACGCAUUGGUAUGGCCGUUGCUAAGAGACUCAUGCCCUUUGGGGUGAAGAGGCUGCUCUACUCUGGGAGAACAGCCAAGCCCCAGGCUGCAGAGGUGAAUGGAGAAUUUGUUCCUCUGGACACACUUGUGCCUGAGAGCGACUUCAUAGUUCUUACCUGCUCCCUGACUCCAGAAACCCAGGGGCUGUGUGACAAGGCCUUCUUCAGCAAGAUGAAGAACACAGCAGUCCUCAUCAACUCAAGCAGGGGGACUGUGGUGAACCAGGACGAUCUGUACGAGGCUCUGAGCAGUGGACAGAUAGCUGCCGCUGGAAUGGACGUCACAACACCCGAGCCACUCCCAACAAACCAUCCCCUUCUAACACUCAAAAACUGUGUGGUGUUGCCGCACAUCGGCAGUGCCACCUACGCCACAAGAGGUGUCAUGUCAGCGCUGACGGCGCAGAACCUGCUGGCUGGAUUACGGGGCACAGAGAUGCCCAAAGAACUCGUCCUCUAGAGUCUGAAGCGGAGCCGCUGUGCCUCCUCUGAUGCUGUGCAGACGUCAGGAAACAGAAACGUACGGAUGUGAUAAUAGUUCUGCCUCGAUAGUUUCAUUUGAUUCUGUCACAAUAACACAGAAGUGCACUUUUAGGAAGGAAAUGCUUCGUGCAAAGUUUAGUCCUUUCAGCUAGCAGCACUCCUUAACCUUAGUUUUUAUGGUAAGAAAAUAGUUUGCAUUGAAGGUCUUUCCUUCAAAAUAGAAUGUUUUUCUCUCUCAUUCUAAACACGGUUCUUGCCAUGAAGAUUAGAAAUACAUUUGUUGGUCUGCACUUUAACCUGAUGACGCUCCAUAUCAACACUCCUGCUCUGGUUUUUCUGAAGAAUAAAAACGUAUCUUUCAGUAGAAUUGUAACGUUUUGUGCAUGUCUUAAAAAAUAUCCUUGUGCUUGAAAAAGAUCAAUAAAAGUCACUGAGUGCAAUUCUU